Lepisosteus oculatus (spotted gar) is the source of this 1898-nucleotide messenger RNA. The record is from RefSeq and is a predicted model, not a curated record. NCBI's taxonomy places the organism in Eukaryota, Metazoa, Chordata, Actinopteri, Semionotiformes, Lepisosteidae.
ACAUGCAGGAAUUGGAUGAGAUUGCUAAUUGCAGUAAAUGUUUACAGUCUGUCAUUUUUGUUCACCAAAGUGCACAUUUCAAUCUGUGUGCAGGAGCUCGUGAGACAAGGUGAGGCCCUGAAGAGGACUGAGCGAAUGUUAGACAACAUGGAUCAAGACCUGAAGACCAGUGAGAGACACAUCAACAGCAUAAAGAGUGUGUGGGGAGGGAUUGUCAAUUAUUUCAAAGCCAAGCCAGAGACCAAGCCUCCCCCAGAGGAGCCAGUGCAGUACAAACCAAGCAGCAAAUUGCAAGAUGCUUUGGCCCAUAGCAAGGUGCAAGAACAGAAUUAUCAAGCAAGCCAUCCAAACCUAAGAAAGCUGGACACAUCAGGUUUUGGAGCUUUAGGGCCUGAAACAGAGUACUCCAGUUCACAGCCUGAUGGUGCGUACUCCAAAAACAAGCACCUACGAGCAGCUCAUGAACAGCUGGAUAAUAACUUGGAUGAAAUGUCUCUGGGGCUGGCCCGGCUCAAGAACCUCGGCCUGGGCAUGCAGACCGAGAUCGAGAGCCAGGACGUCACCCUGGACAGCCUGAUCAACAGAGUAGACGGGAUGGACAUCAAGAUCCAAACCACGAACAAACAGCUUAAAAAACUUUAACUGCAUUGGUGGUGCAGUUCUGGGAUUGUACAGUAAACGGGAGUUCUCUCUUCUGCUGACUUUUCUUCCUCCUUCCUGUCUCUCUUUGUUGUGUUUUCUAAAUGUAUAUCAAUAAUUGUGAUAUAAAAGCUGAUUGCUGAAAAUAGUUUUUGAGCUUUGAAUCCAUGAAUUGAUUCAGCCCCCUUCUAUUGACUUCAGGCAAUAUGACAAUAGGAAGACUUUGCUCGUGAAACUGAACAGGGCUUUCUGGUUUCCUCACUGUACUGUGGUAUUUACUUCAAAUGUGUGCCAGACAUACUGGGUAAAACUGCUCCUCCCUUCUGUUUCACCAGUGAUAAUGAAUGUGUUUUGUUUUGACGAUUGUGAUGGAAACUGGGCUAGUGUAAUCCAAGGCCAAUCAGCAGGUGAGAGAGCAUGGUAAGAGCAUGGAAUCCUACUUCCAGAAAUACCAUCUCAGGGAAGUGCUGUCCUGUUGCAGAUGCUUGUUAAGUUCCACACCUGCAACAAUUAGGGGAAUUGUACCAGAGUGGUUAAUAAAGUUGGUUUCAUGGGGAUCCCCUGUUCUGAAAGAAUCCAAAGAUCAUACAUCAUGAGAUUGCACCAGGACCUUGCCUGGAGGAAAGGCCAGUUGAGAAGUAAAGGCUUGUGUUGUAUACCACUGUUACAGUUAAGAUGAGAGGGGACAGCCAAAAGAAAGUUUUUCUUGGCACAGUGCGGGUUGUGAAGAAAUACCAUUGCUCAAACAUCCUUUACACAAGAAAUAACACAUGAUUCUAGUUCUCCAAGAACCCACCUCUAUUGUUCUGCUUUCAGAUAUAUUCAUAUAUAUAUAUAACAUGUUCUACCUGCCCUGAACACAGGUGCUUUGGCCUGACAUGAUAAAGGUGGGAUAGCUCUCACCACUUCAGAAUGAAGGUGUUUUAGGAUGUCUUAGUUACACAGUACAGGGGAUUUAGUUCAAGGUGUGACCUCUUUACAUGUUCAAAAACUGCCUUCUGGAGAGAUACAGUACUCUAGACUGUUGUAUGUGAUAUACAGUGCUUUUGCCUUAUGUCAAUAGUUUGUUUAUAUUUUCAGAGAUGAUGUGCUAUGUGAGGUGUAGGAUUAAUGUAAUAAUAGGAUAUCUCAGUGUUUUUUUUAAGCAAAUGAUUGUUUAUUCUAGUUCUUCCUUAACCGUGCAUUUUUAAGACUGAAGGAAAUAAGACAUUUCAUUACAAAUCAGUGUAAACAAUUAAACUCCUUUACUGAAUUCCUCA